This is a messenger RNA of Mya arenaria, 2958 nucleotides long. RefSeq lists its product as uncharacterized. Lineage: Eukaryota; Metazoa; Mollusca; Bivalvia; Myida; Myidae. The record is from RefSeq and is a predicted model, not a curated record. The coding region runs from base 105 to 1661 and encodes 518 amino acids. The transcript is spliced from 11 exons.
UGUCUUGUUGACAAGGAAGCUUCAACUUGUUCCUGCAGAUCACUCCGAUUGUAAAUAUUAUGCUUUUGCAGACUAGUGUAUUUAGGUACCUUUUGUGAAGAACCAUGGAUAGUUCAACCAAAGAUGGAAGUGAUUCUGACUGGGACAGCACUCUGGAUUUCACCUCCCCUCGACAAGUUGGGAUAGGACAGUUGAGGCCAAACAUGCAGGCAGAGGAGAUAGAAGAGGAGUCAGCACUGUCUGGGGAGAGUGACAACGAUGAACAAGAGCUCCCAAAUGAUCAGGUGAUCAGAAAUGUUUUGAAACCUCCGGAAGAAAGACCUAGAGCACCAACACCUACACAAAAGGAAAACAAUAUCAUUCUUGCACAGAAACAGCAAAACAUACAACAACAUAUACAACCUGCAAAUCAACCUCAGCACAAGAAACGUCCAGAUUCAGCAAAUGCUCCCUUUAACUUCAGAGAUGCCAUUCAAGAUAGAACUACCCCCGAGCCAGCAUUACGAGGCCCGCCAGGCAAGGACAGGAAGGGAACAGCAUACGACCCAGCCCCAAGCCCAACCCCCAGGAGUGGCAUUGUCCCUCAGGGCAGCAUUAGAAGUGUGGGUUCAUGGGAUGAGUCAGAUCCAGAUGAAAGGAUCUUGAAAGAAAUCAGAUCAAAAUACCAGCAAGAAAAACUUAAAGAGGAGCAGAUGAAAGCAAAAGAAGAAGUGUCAUUGGUGGAGGAGCCAGAUACUGCACGGUCUGAGGGUACGUGGAUGAGCUGGAAAAAAGGCAAGAAGCGCAAGCUCAAGACUGACAAGGGGUCAGUGCCAGCAACACCUAGAAGCCAGGCUCCCCCCGACAGUGCAAGGUCACAAUAUCAAGGUCAAACAACAAGGUCAUCAUUUGGGAAAGGUCAGAUUGAGAGUGCACAUCCUUUACAAGGUCAAGUUUCCAAGGUCCAGAUGCCUCAGGUUAUAAGACAACAGGCUGCUCCAGUGUCAACCCCAGCUAAUGUUGUCAGGAGAAAUGAAGUGGUAUCACCUUCUGUCAUUCAAGUUAUUGAACCAAGAUUUUCAAAGUCUCCCCGUGCAAUGGCGGAGUAUACCAAUGUAGAGCUAGGAGCGGAGUCCCUGGAUGCCUCGCAACUGGGCGACCCAGAGAAAUUGUUUGUCAGGGACGAGGACACCGGCAGGUACUUGUACUACUUUGGUCAUGGCAACCUACGUUACUAUGAGGUGACGGAAGAUUAUGAGGAGGCCAGGUUGCCACAAGUUGCUGACAAGGUAGAUAAGAUAAUGCAGCGUGUAUGGCAGGAGAUGUUUGCGGUGCUGCGGAUCCUGCUCAGUGUUGUCAUCUGGUUCACUGUGGAGCUUGCAAGGUUCCUCGCCAGGCACAUCUUCCAGCCAAUCAUCAUCGGUGUGUUUGUUACUCUUGGGGACUUUUUGAUGAAGCCAUUCUUGUCUGCAGUGUUUAACGGUUUUGUGCAGCCAUUAAGUAUAUUCUUCUGGAAUGUUUUCACAGGAAUGAGACACAUGUUCAAUCCCAUUGGUGAGAUUUUGAGGAAGGUGUUUGAACAGUUGGCCAUGCUUUUUAGUUCAAUUCGACUGUUUGAAAUAACAUGGGUUUCAGACAAAAAUAGUGCGCUAGCCCACCAACAAGGAGUGCAGAAUGUGUGAAGAAAUGAUAUCGGAAUAUUCAAAAUUUGCAGCAGUAUCUUUAUUUAAAUGAUUUUUCUUUAAAUGUGUCAAAAUAUUGAAGCAUCAUCUUUUUUCUCAUAGUAUGUUGUGUUAUGUGCAAUGUUCAAAAACAUCAAAUACAUGCAUAAAUGUACAUAGAAAUAUUUAAUAUAUGUAGGCAGUUAACCCAUCCUGUAAAUAUCAAGACAUCUACAUAUAUGAACAUUUUUAAUUGUAAGCAAUAACAUAAGUUUUCCAUUAUAUAUGCAGAGUUAUUGAAUUUCAUAUACGUUGUAUACAUUCAAGACUGUGAUAAAUACUGGUAUAGUGAUAUUUGUAUUAUUGAUUUAUGAGUGAAGUUCAGUUAGUGUAUUACAUGUAGUUAAUUUUGGAUAUUAUAAAGGUUGUUAUGCUUCUAAAUGAUAACCAUGUUCAAAAAGGUAUAUUUGUAAGAUUUACAUGAAUUACUGUUAUAAAUAUUAUAUUACACAUCAUUAAAUUGAGUUGUGUUCCAGAGUAAUGUUCCAUUCAUUUUAAGUCUCCUUAUAUAAAUAUGUUAACAAUAAUCUUUUAAAAACUGCAUUUACUUUUAUUUCUGUUAAUGUUUUGUUUGAUAGAUAUUUCUGGGUUGCAGCAUUUCUCUUUUAUGGAUAUUGGUAUCCAUGGUUUUGAGUCUGUUCCUUUUUGUAGCAUUUUGUCAACAUAUGAACUCUGCCUUUUCUGCCUCAUUUUAUCUGUUUCUACAUAUAUUAAUGCAAUAACUGUCUUUUGCAAUCAAUAUUAGCUCAAGCUUUGUGGUCUUAAACCCUUUAAUGUAUAAUGUGUUCCUGUCUUGUACGUUUUAUUCUCCCCAUGUUAGUGAUUAUCUUUACCUUGUUUGGUGCAAUACCGUUUUGUUGUGUACUGUUGGUGUUCUUAUUUCCGUCCAUAUGUCACUGGUGUCUUUAAUUUUACCUCCAUUUCGUUUUUGUUAUGUUGCAUGCACAUUUUAUAAAAAGUUAUUUGCAUCUAAAUUUAUAUCGCAAUGUAUGUAAUUUUACUUUGGACAUGAUUCAUGAUUAUCAUUUAUGAAUUUUUAAUUUGUAUGCAAUUAUUCACUGUGUCAAGCUCUUGUUUUUCUUUACAUCAAAAUGUACAUAUCCAAUAAUCUACUAUAUUAUUGCUUAAAUGUAUUUUUAACAGUGAAUCAGUUUCAAUGGAAGAAAAUAUACUCCCAAUAAAACUAAGAAUAAAAGAAAUAAGAAACUUCACUAUGAUGUUUAUAUAUUUGCAAUUUUAAUUCGUCGUCAAACAUAGA